Molecule: messenger RNA, 336 nt
Organism: Cooperia oncophora
Lineage: Eukaryota; Metazoa; Nematoda; Chromadorea; Rhabditida; Trichostrongylidae
Source: the annotation of a GenBank genome assembly
AUGUCUGGAAAUGGAACGAUGUCCGGAAAUGGGACCAUGUCAGGACAGAGUGGAAACGGGACCACCGGAGGUUGGAAUGGAACCAUGCCGACUGGGAACGGGACCAUGUCUGGAAAUGGAACGAUGUCCGGAAAUGGGACCAUGUCAGGACAGAGUGGAAACGGAACGAUGUCUGGAAAUGGAACAAUGACAGGACAAGGUGGAAAUGGAACCAUGCCAGGUGGUCGUAAUGGGACGAUGACAGGAGGUGGCGGAAACGGAACUAUGGUAGGAGGAGGAGGAAACCGAACCGUUGAAUCUAGAAGAUCCGGUGCCGUUGGACAGUUUCCCAAUCCU